This is a messenger RNA of Penicillium paradoxum, 1230 nucleotides long. RefSeq names its product epoxide hydrolase family protein. The transcript is spliced from 4 exons. NCBI's taxonomy places the organism in Eukaryota, Fungi, Ascomycota, Eurotiomycetes, Eurotiales, Aspergillaceae. Gene Ontology annotation, molecular function: epoxide hydrolase activity. Bases 1 to 1230 code for a protein of 409 amino acids. Gene Ontology annotation, biological process: epoxide metabolic process. The record is from RefSeq and is a predicted model, not a curated record.
AUGGCCGAUCAGCCGCAAUCAUACAAGAUCUCUAUCUCUAAUGAUACUCUGAAAGACCUUCAGCAACGUCUAGCGCUUACCAAGUUUGCGACACAGUUGGAGUCCGCGGAACAGGAUGAGUGGAACCUCGGAACUCCGGUGAAGGAAUUGCAGCGACUUGUAUCAUACUGGAAGGAUGGGUUUGACUGGCGGAAGGCGGAAGCGAAGUUGAAUGAACUGCCACAAUACCGAACCCAGAUUGAGGUCGACGGAUUUGGCAGUUUGGAUAUCCACUAUGUCCAUCAAGUCAGCACAAACAAGAACGCGAUUCCAUUGUUAUUCAGCCAUGGAUGGCCUGGGUCAUUCAUCGAAGUCACAAAGCUUCUGCCGAUGCUAAAAGGCGAUGAAAAUAAUCCCGCAUUCCACGUUGUGGCUCCAUCACUGCCCAACUUUGGAUUUUCUUCGGGGAUCACUCGCCGCGGGUUUGGCCUUGUGCAGUACGCUGAAGUACUGAACAAACUUAUGACCAAGCUCGGCUAUGAUCAGUAUGUGACUCAAGGAGGCGAUUGGGGAUUUUGGAUCACUCGAACCAUCGGUCAAUUAUACCCCGAGCGCUGCCUAGCCUCUCAUAUCAACAUGGUUCUUGCCAAACCACCUCGAUUCGCCGAUAAUCCCUGGCUAGCCCUACAACAUGCAUUACUGCCGUACAGUGACCGUGAAAAGCAAGGCCGUAGACGGUCAGAAUGGUUCUUCGAUCAUGGCUUCGGAUACAACAAGCUCCAAAGCACCAAGCCGCAGACCAUCGGCGCAGCAUUGGAAGAUAGCCCCGUUGCACUACUCGCAUGGAUCUACGAAAAGCUCCACGACUGGACAGAUGCUUAUCCGUGGACUGACGACGAGAUCCUCACUUGGGUAUCCAUCUAUUGGUUUUCGGCCGCUGGGCCAGCAGCCAGCGUUCGCAUAUACUAUGAGUCCUUGAAUGGGGGAGCGAUUGACGGGAAAUCAUAUGAGUGUUUGGUAGGAUAUAUUCCGCAUGUCAAGCUUGGUAUUGCUCACCUGCCGCGUGAGAUUUCUAUCGUUCCUGGCUCCUGGGCGGCCGGUUUGGGUCCGGUGGUUCGACAACAUGAGCAUCCCAGUGGAGGGCAUUUUGCCGCUUGGGAAGUUGCCGAAGCUAUUGUCCAAGAUUUGCAGGCUAUGUUCAGCAAGAGUGGUCCUUGUUACCAGGUUGUUUCAGGUAAGAGUGGAUAUUAA